UCCCAGGGGGCGGUGCCCUCGGUGCUAGCAGGUGCUGGGGUAUGAGGAGGAGACAGUGUCAGUCACCCCGGCAGGAGAGGUGGCAGGGGAGCUUAGGGAAGGCUGGCAGCCUGCCAAGCCCAAGCUCCGUUCUCUUCCCUUCCCAGGCAGUGGCAGCAGAGGAUGCCCCAGGCCCUGGAACGUGCCGAUGGCAGCUGGGCCUGGGUGGUACUGCUGGCUUCCCUGGUGACCCAGGCCCUCACCCUGGCUUUCCCCAUGUGCAUCGGCGUGUUCUUCACUGAGCUGCAGCAUGACUUCCAGGCCAGCAACAGCGAGACCUCCUGGCUCCCCUCCAUUAUGGGGUCCAUGCUCCACGCUGGGGGACCCCUGUGCAGCAUCCUGGUGGGGCGCUUCGGCUGCCGAGUGACUAUGAUGUUAGGGGGUGUGCUGUCCAGCCUGGGCAUGGUGGCCAGCUCCUUCUCCAGGACCCUCGUCCAGCUCUUCCUCACAGCGGGAUUGAUCACAGGUGACUGUCAGUCCAUUGGAAAUGGUGGCAGGAGUGGACAGGGCCAGCAAGCCUGCUCACCUCCCAGAACUGCUUACAGUCCAGCCAGAGAGGCGGAUAAUUGGCUCGUUCUGGACAGCACUGACAACUUCAGCUAUGUCUUCUACAUGUCAAGCUUCUUUCUCAUCACCUCUGCCCUCUUCAUGGGUGGCAGCUUCUAUUCCCUACAGAAGAGGGAGAGAAAAGGCAAGCAAGACAACGCAAAGGGAGACACCUCAGAGACUGUUCCAGUGCCAGGUCUUAUCCUGGAAGACAGACCCAAGAGGGAGCUGUGUACGGAGAGCAUGUACGUGACCAGCGUGUGAGCCUGAGGCCAGCCCAAGACCUUCCAAGCAGUAUCCUGGAGUGACCCUUCCUGGCUUCCUUCCACUGAGUCCUGCUGGGGGCAGCCAAGGCCAGCUCAGCCUGGCUGGCUCCACACUGCUGCUACUACAACACAGCACGUUGGAUCUUCACGUCCAACUUGCAUGCCUCCAACAUCAGCUCUCCUUUGACCUUCUCUGGUCCGCUUCCAAAGUGACUGGUCAUGACCCUGGAGGCAGCAAGUCUGCCUCCACACAAGUGAUCGGACCUCACGUUCACUGGACGGAGGGCCAGGCUGAGGAGGCGGCCUGGAUACAGAAUGAGGACGGAUGAAAGGGGUGUGGAGUUCCCCCACCCUGACACAUGAGCAGACUGCGGGGAAGGGAGCCCGUGCUGCUGUCCUGGAGCAGGCCCCUAGCUUUGGUCUCUGAAUUGGGGAGUCUGAGGGUCUCUCAGCAGGGUCUCCCCCAGUCUCCCCUUGUAUCCAGUAUAGGGUUGGGGGAAGUAGACAUUCAAAUGACCGGCAGAGGGAAAGACUUGCUCAGGUAGCUGAAAGACUGUCAUGAAGCUGGGCACCAUGACUCACGCCUGUAAUCCUAGCUACUCAGGAGGCUGAGAUCUGGGAUCUUGGU
Dipodomys ordii (Ord's kangaroo rat) is the source of this 1479-nucleotide messenger RNA. It is a transcript of the gene Slc16a5, whose product is annotated as solute carrier family 16 (monocarboxylate transporter), member 5. The transcript has 3 exons. Bases 163 to 849 code for a protein of 228 amino acids. Gene Ontology annotation, molecular function: monocarboxylic acid transmembrane transporter activity. The record is from RefSeq and is a predicted model, not a curated record. Lineage: Eukaryota; Metazoa; Chordata; Mammalia; Rodentia; Heteromyidae. Gene Ontology annotation, biological process: monocarboxylic acid transport.